AUGGAGAUCUUUAGACUUGGAGAAGUUGGACCUCCUAAAGAUGAAGAUUUUCAGCGCUUUAAGACCUUCGUUAAGGAUGAAGCACAUUGGAAACGACGUCAUAAAAAGAAAAAUAUAGAAGUUUUUACACGCUCAACUCCGCAUACUAAUAUGAAGAUGAUCAAAGUUGUAGCUAUAUUUCCAGAUGUAUCAUCGCAUGUGAUAUAUGAUAUGUUGCAUGACAAUGAUUACCGGUCAUCAUGGGACAAUACUAUGAAAGAGUCUACUGAAAUUUGUCGUAUAACAUGGAACUGUUGCAUCGAACACUUCGGAUUCAGAGCGCCGUUCGCGUUUGCAAAUCGCGAUUUUGUUUUGUUGCGCGCGUGGCAAGCAUAUGAGCAUGAAUACAUAAUUUUCAAUAGGUCAGUAUUCCACAAGAAAGUACCUCCGCGAUCUGACUAUGUGCGCGCCCUGACAUUCAUUACUGGUUAUGUUAUCACUGCCCUUAGUCCUGUAUCAUGUCAGUUAAUGUACUUAACGCAAAACGAUCCGAGAGGUGACAUUCCUUCAUGGGCAAUAAACCUUGCAACCACAAAGGUGGCUCCACGUCUUGUUAAGUCGCUUCAUCGAGCUGCUCUUUGUUAUCCAGGUUGGAAGGCUCAAAAUCGUCCAGAAUUUAAACCUUGGAGAAAUCCAAGCCAGCAAAACAAAUCAGUACCUGAAUUGUGUUAUAGCGAUAUAUUGAGAGAGCCGGAUUUCUCUCUGAAGAAGGUUCAUGAAAAACAUGUGAGCAAGGAAAAAGCUUUUAAAGAAGUUGGUUUGCCGGUUGACACGCAGUUUGAUGAAGAUAGCUUAUAG
Messenger RNA from Schistosoma turkestanicum, 837 nucleotides. The record is from the annotation of a GenBank genome assembly. Lineage: Eukaryota; Metazoa; Platyhelminthes; Trematoda; Strigeidida; Schistosomatidae.